Messenger RNA from Rhipicephalus sanguineus (brown dog tick), 5403 nucleotides. Its product is annotated as coiled-coil domain-containing protein AGAP005037-like. Lineage: Eukaryota; Metazoa; Arthropoda; Arachnida; Ixodida; Ixodidae. The record is from RefSeq and is a predicted model, not a curated record. Gene Ontology annotation, cellular component: cytoplasm.
CACCUGGGCGCGCCCGUGGGCGGCGGUGGCGGCGGGCGCAUGGUGGGCCCACCGAUGUACCAGCCGCCGGCGAGCGUGUACGACGAGGACCCGGGCAUCAUGUCCGAGGUGGAGACCUCGGCCACGGGCCUGCGCAGGGCCACCAAGGCCCGCGCCAGCCUGCCCGUCGUCCGCACGCCGUCCAAGACACAGGAGCGGCCACUCGCAAGGAUGACGCUCGUCAAGCCUGGCGAGCUUGGCGACUGGAGGAGCCCGUCAGGAAAUCGGUACAAGGAAGACUACAGGACUUCGAUGUCGCCCUCCGGAGGCGUCUACGUCAACAAUGAGCUGGCAUCUCGGGCGGCCAUGAUGACAUCGCUAGGCCUGGUUUUCCUUCAGUACCGGAGCGAGACGAAGCGGGCUUUGCUGCCGAACGAGAUCACGUCGAUCGACACGGUGAAGGCGCUGUUCGUGCGUUCCUUCCCGAAGCAGCUCACCAUGGAGUAUCUCGACUCGCCGCACAUUCGCAUCUACAUUCACGACCCCUCCAAGGACAUGUUUUACGAGCUCGAGGACCUCAGGGACAUCCGAGAUCGAUCAGUGAUACGCAUAUACGAGCAAGAUGUCAACGACGGGGGUGUCUACAGCACGUACGACCAGGACAUGAGCUACUUUUCGGAGCCAGAAUUCGACUCGGAAUACCAGAACCAGCACAUACACAGGGCAAAGGCGGGAAAGUCUCAAGGAGCGGGUUAUUACGGAGUGCCAGCCUACCCACCACCAGGCCGGACACAGACACUUCCGCACGGCGCCACCAUCCGGCCCUUCUCGCCUGCGCCACAGGAGAGGCCCAAGCCGAGCCCAGGCUACUCGCAAACCCUUCCCCGAGGAAUGACCUACUCGUCGGUGGCGCUGAGUCCGGAAAAGAGGCAGCCUGGACUGCUCGUGACCGCCGCCGGCCCGCCAGGAGUGGCGCCGGCCAAGCCGCAGCGGUUCUACGGACAGCCACCGCCGCCCCUGCAGGUCGCCUCCCCCCUCACCUCCCCGAGGUCCCCUCUGCCGAGGCCAGUGCCCCCACCGCCGCGGGCUCUGUCUCCGGACCGGGGCGGUGGCCUGCUGGCCGAGGCGGGCUACCCGCCGGUGGUGGGUGCGCCGUUCCCGGCAGGCGGAGUGCCAACGGGUCCAUACCCGCCACCCACAUCCCCUCGCCGCUACGAUCUGGCCGGCUACCCUCCGGCCGACGACCGGGGUCGUGGUGAUCCGGGAUACUCGCCCGAGCGCCGGCUCGACCACACGCGCUCUUUGCCGGCGACUUUCAACUCAGCCUACGAGGAGCCCUUUUACGGCGGGGAUGCCGCCGCCGCUUACGGCUCGCGCUCGGGCAGCGCCACGCCCAUCAUCGACGAAGAAGCCCGAAUGCGUGUGGAGUAUAUGGAACGCCAGCUUGCAAGUCUGACUGGGCUGGUGCACAAGGCCCUGGCUGCAGGAACUUCUCCACGGCAGCCGAGCCACCUGAUCCCUACCAGGGACACGGACGUGGCUCCCGAGAAGGACAGGUCGGAUGACGUUCGGCUGCCAGAAUAUGAUGUGCAGAAGCACCCCUUCAAAGAGGAGAAGUCAGUGUCGUUCUCAGACGAGACCCUGGAUUGCCACAAACAAAGGCAGCACUCGCCACAACCAGCAGCAGAGAAACCGACGAAGCCUGCAAUCAAGGGCAUGCGAUCACACUCGAUAUCAGAUGACUACUCUGGAGUGACGUCUGCAAUUCCAGACAAAGAUGGUCGGCCUUCAAAGCCAGCUCCGCCACCCAAGCCGGCCUCUCUGAGUUGUGCUCUUGAGUCACGACAGCAUUCCUCAUCUCCAGCAAAAGAAAUUCAUUUCUCCGUGGAAGCGUGCUCCCAGCUGCAGCUCUUGAGAAAGCAGACCAAGGACCUGCGAUUGGAAGUACGCAACCUGCGGCGGAUGACACAGACUCAAGCUGUCACUGCCAGGGAAAUGAUUCGGGAGACAUGCCUCAAAAUCAAGGUGAUGCUGGCUGCUGUUCAAGUGGGUGAAGACCAGGUUUGUGCAGAACGACUUCGGGUUUAGGAAGAAGACCUCUACAGACAAGAUGUCACACGGCUGGAGAAAGACCUGUCUGACUUGGAGAGUCAAGUAGAGGAGCUCAGGGGCAACGUGAUCAAUCGAAGAUGCCGAGUAAACAUGAGCAACGUGGAAAGCAUGGCUCUAGUUCUCAGCAGGGCCAGCAAAACAGUAGCAGACCUGAAAGCGCGGUUUCCAAAUCUACAAGAAAGCUUAAAAUCCGUCAUGGGAGCAGAAAUGGAAGUUGUUGUUCGAGAAGAAAAGUAAGUUCUCAAGGAAGAGCCGGAAAGACUAGAAAAUGCACUUAGGAGGUGCAAGAAGCUUACCGGAACACUAGUCACAUUAAAAAGGUUGGCAUCAGUUCAAGAGCAGAGGCACACUGGAGCUCACACGCUCCCCGAGAAAGCAGCAUCAGCGGACGGGCCAUAUUCCGACGGCGAGGCACACACUGCUCGGUCAAGCAGGCAGGCUUGGAAGUGGAGUUCUAAUUUCCGGGAGAAAAUAGACCUGUGGAGAGGGUACUCCACACUGGGAUGGUCGGAUAAGACCUGCGACGCGACGGCUGAGCCGGCCGGCGGCGCAGCAAGCGACAGCAGCAAGGGCAGCCCUGCAGCGCGCUCGGAGAACGCCCUGGACGCGCUGCUGGACGAGCUGCAGACCUUCUCCAAGCCGCCGGACAAGCGCGGCGGCCGGCCGCUGUCGGCAGACUCGCCCGUGAGGGCCUCUUCUUCUUCUGCGUCUAAGACGCCGCCGCCGCCUCCGCCGCGCACCACGAGCAAGUCACCGGUAACAUCGCCCACGGGCCCACAGCGGAGCCGCUCGGAGCCGGUGCGCACCAACGCGCUGGCCGCGGAGGACGCGAGCAGCAGCAGCAGCGGCAGCAGCGGUGGCCGGCGAGACCAGCUCUCCUCCAACAGCAGCAGCAGUGAGAGCGUCAACUCGCAGGAAGGGCUACAGGCACGCAGCCGACAGGAGCUGCUCGACUCGCGGCAUCAGGAGCUGCUGCGAAAACAGCGCCAGCUGCAAGAGCAGUACGCCCGGCUGCAGCUCCUCCAGCGCCUGUCGCCGCCCAAGCCGGACCUGAAGAAGACCGGCAGCGAGAGCAACAUCCUGCACAAAGCAUCGCUCUCGCUGGGCAGCGCUGGCGGCGCGUCCGGUUCGCUCACCCACCUGGCGGUGCCGUCGUCCGCCCUGCGCACGGGCGCCAAGAUCUACGAGACGGACAUACUGUAGUAAUGCGGCAUUUGGCUUGGCCUUGUGAUGUGUGCGCCCACCAUCUCGGAGGGCUCCCACCACGCGCUAGUCCCGGAGGUCUGUCUCCACUGAUGUCCGGCGGAACGCCGCGGGCCGCAGGUCGUGCGCACGAGGAGGAAUCCCAGCGGUUGACAGCGCGCAAGAGUCCCAAUAGUAUCGAUAUGAGUCUUAGACGUUGGCCUACUUUGUACUUUGAAUGUAGCGUUGAGUCGCAAUACCAGCUGAUACCCCUAAUUGACAUUUGUGGAACGUUAGUGGAAAUGCCCUAGCGACAUUUAGCCGUUGGAAGUGUUCUCCAAAGAACAAACGCAAUUGGCAAACAAGUAAUCAUUCAGGCUUUCUUUAGCGUUUGUAACGGCUUAAAAAAAGGACCUUGUUUCAAAGUUCUUUAAAAAGCCAAAAGAAAAAGAUGAGCUGUUUGGUAUCGGUAUCUUUCGCGGUUACAAAGGAUACACCGCGUCUUGAGCUGCAAGCUUAAAAGAAUGGAAGCAUAAGGACAACCUGCGGCUCCUUCUCCUGGUGUUUAUUUUCUCCCGUGCACUACGCGCACCUGCGGCCUAGGUGAAGUGCAAUCGAAACACUUGGCUCGGGUGUCUAGACAGGAAGCCUUGCUUUGCGAAAGGGCACGCGCGACGUGCCAGUCUGUUUGUACCGGGAGGUAGCCGCCUCGCGGUAGGAGUAUAGAAGUUCGCGAUGUGUGUUGCGCGGGAAAGCACGUAUUAUGGCUCUCGAGCCGGUGAAAAAGUGGACGAUGUGCAAUGCGCUAGUAGGAAGGGAGUAGAAGGAGGAACGGGCUAACAUUAGGGGAUGUCACGCGACUGCGGACGUGGCUUUUAUUCGGGAGCGUUCGCCGUGCCUCUUCGGAGACAGUGAUCGGCCAAUUUAACAACGCGAGACGGUCUUGUUUCGCGUACAUGCAGCCACGAUGCCGAAACUGUCCGCGAUGAGGCGGCCAAGUCCGCACAUCACGCGCUCAGCCUCGGCGUGUUUCUUUUCUUAUGUAGUACAUGCACAAGUGUGGUCAUAACGUGUCCAUUUUCCUCCCGGCCCACAAGAGCUGUGCGUUCACUUGGCAGGGUGAGUGUUUUCGACCACGCUAUUUUAUUCUCUGGCUGAAAAGAAGGAUGUACCGUGUGGCGGAAAAAUUCCGAGGCUUCCAUGGUGGCGCUGUGUGCAGAGUACAGGUGUAGAGGAACCCUCAUUGCUGUUUGACGCUUAUACGUUGUCGAAGUUACGCUGCUCUCUGAGCAGCCCUCUGUGAGCGCCGUGCGUGAGUUGUCUGAAGAGAGGAUGCUUGAAGUAAAACAAAAGGAAGCGAACGUACUUCGCCGUGCAUAAUCACUGUUAGUUGCCGUAGUGCUCGCACUUCUGAGAAAAAAAAAACGUUCUGUACACUUUUCUAUUCAUGAACUGCCUCCGGCAGGCCGACAUGUUUGUUAUGUAUGGUGCCGGGCUGGUCGUAUUUUCGCCCCGAUGUAUUCACUAAACACGAAGUUUGGCAGUGGUCUGAGAUGUCAAAACUCCCGUUGUGUUCACCACUUAUUAUACAAGUCCCUGCAUUGCUUUCUUCAUCUACUCUACCAACCUUGUCGGAAAACCUUAACCCAACACUUUGUCCGGUGUUUUGACGCUUUAUUGUCUUCUUGAGAACGUUCGCGUUAUUUGUGCGGACUGCAGUACAGGAGUGGCCACCAUAUGUGGAAGUUUAUCUCAUACAAACUGGAUGAUAUUUGGAAUCUUUUGAAGAGUACAUCGUGCUCGUGGUUUGUCACCGCUAAUCAUUCACUUAUACUUUACGUUGACUUGAAGUGAUCAGGUCCUUGCAGGUGACAUAAUGCAUUCACUCUGUUUCCAGUCUUUGUUGCUUUUUGAAGCACUGAAUAUCACAUGUGUUGCCCUGUAAUCAAACGCCUACUUCGCAGCAUGAUAACUUAUGGAUUUUUUGUACACCUAAUUGCAUAUUUCAUAGGAUAACGUUAAUCAAUAAUUUUUUUUGGCUGAAGAAGAAAAGUGAACUUUAAACUAAUUUUAUUUUUUGAGCUUCAUAACUUUCUUUCUGUCUUUUUUUGCCACACAGCUACGACACGU